AUGACAAAACAUUUGUUCUCACGGCAGCUCUCUAGAGGAGAGGUGAAAGCGUUAUCUUUGGUAUCGGAGCGCGAACAAUGCGAAGAGCAUGCCGUAACUGCCACACUACCACCACAGAGGCCUUGGAUUCCACUUACGAGACCCAACAGGACUCGUCCAACAUGUGAAAUCAAUAGAGCAGCGGUCAGUGACGACUGUCAGCCGUCCAACACCCCAGCUCCCACUAACUACGUCUUGUUAGCACCUAUUGAGUCUUCUUACGUCACACAUCACACCGAACCGAGAACACUAUUUAAUGAGUCCUUUGGCUUGCCAAUCCCAACGGAGACCAUCCGUUCUCGAACGUAA
Messenger RNA from Danaus chrysippus (African queen), 348 nucleotides. The record is from the annotation of a GenBank genome assembly. Lineage: Eukaryota; Metazoa; Arthropoda; Insecta; Lepidoptera; Nymphalidae.